Pistacia vera is the source of this 1549-nucleotide messenger RNA. Its product is annotated as O-acyltransferase WSD1-like. Bases 1 to 1452 code for a protein of 483 amino acids. Gene Ontology annotation, biological process: triglyceride biosynthetic process. Lineage: Eukaryota; Viridiplantae; Streptophyta; Magnoliopsida; Sapindales; Anacardiaceae. Gene Ontology annotation, cellular component: plasma membrane. The record is from RefSeq and is a predicted model, not a curated record. Gene Ontology annotation, molecular function: diacylglycerol O-acyltransferase activity; long-chain-alcohol O-fatty-acyltransferase activity. The transcript is spliced from 5 exons.
AUGUCGGAUAUUCUAAAUCUUGAUGGGAGUGGGGCGGCUAACACUGCCGGAGAAAAAAAGGAAACAAACAUGACCUGCCCUGCUUGUUUUGCUGAGCUCUUAGCUGGUCUAGAGCUCGCUGCAACUCCUCAAUUUGAGGCAGCGGAGCUAUCUAGGAUUGCUUUCUCCUAUGCGAGUCCAACCCUCACGGUUGCGGUUGAGAAAAGUCCGGAGGUUGUAGACGAAAAUGGAGAGAAACAAUGGAAGAGAGUGGAAGUUACACUGGAAGACCAUGUAAACGUGCCCAUAUUCCCCUCUGGACUUUCACCGGAAUCUUAUGACAACUAUCUUGAUGAAUAUAUUUCCAAAAUAGGAAUGGAAGAGUUCGCAAAAUCUCGACCUUUAUGGGAAAUUCAUAUAUUCAAAUACCCUACUACCAGUGCACCCGGUGUUUUGAUAUUCAAACUUCACCAUUCGCUUGGUGAUGGCUUGUCUUUACGGGGAGCUCUUCUUUCAUGUUUACAAAGAGCUGAUGAUCCUUCUCUUCCUUUGACAUUUCCUUCUGUUCAGUUGCCUUCCCACAAUAGGAACGGUGGCAACAAUAACAGCAUAUUGAAGAUUUUGCCUAAAAUAUUCUCUGUGGUUUCAAAGACAGUAUCGGAUUUCUCUUGGAGCGUGACAAAGAGUACUGUAGUUGAAGAUGAUAAAACUCCAAUACGAUCCGGGGAUGAUGGAGUUGAGUUUCGGCCAAUCAACAUGGCGACAAUGAGUUUCUCUCUUGAUCACAUCAAGAAAAUUAAGGCCAACGUUGGAGCGACUCUUAAUGACGUGAUUACGGGAACAAUCUUCUUGGGGACUCGGUUAUACAUGCAAGAAAUGAGUAAGGAGUCGAGCAAGGCACAAUCUACAGCACUUGUGUUGCUCAAUACCAGGGUUUUACGAAGCUACAAACCAGUAAAAGAUAUGGUUGAACCUAAUGCCAAGACCCCUUGGGGGAAUCAUUUUGCCUUCUUGCAUGUAUCCAUACCUCCGUUAACUGAUGCUUCAUCUUCAAAUCCACUGGAAUUUGUCUUUAGAGCACAACAGAUUAUUAAUGACAAGAAAAGCUCUUUAGCUGUUUACCUCACUGGUCAGCUUCUGGAGAUUUUGAAGAAAUUUAGAGGCCCAGAGGCAGUAGCUAAAUAUAUUCAUGGCACCUUAAAGAACUCGAGUAUGGGAAUCACAAACCUCAUCGGGCCAAAGGAAAAAAUGUCUUUGGCUAAUCAUCCUGUUAAAGGUCUUUACUUCACGGUGGUUGGUGCACCUCAGAGUAUUUGCAUAGCAAUAGUGAGUUAUAUGGGAGUGCUAAGGGUUGCUGUUGGAGCAGAAAAAGGCUUCAUUGAUGCCAAGAGGUUGAAGUCUUGCAUAGAGAAAGCAUUUCAGAUGAUGCUCGAAGUUGUAUGUCAAAAAAUUGAUCAACAGUCAACAGAAUGAGGUAACGUCCUAGUUAAAAGUGCUUUUAAAUAAGCUUAUACGCAAUUAUUUAAUCUAAGCUAAUUAUACGAUGAUUCAUGGAAUAAGUAUCAAUACU